AUGGAGAAGCCUGAAGCUAUGUUUCUCGUGCUAUUCCUCGCGACCAUGAGCACGCAUGCGCAUCGCCAUCCACCUGGAGCCAACCCGGGUCACGGUGUUGCUCCUCUGCUGGGCUCCCUGGAGAAGGGCCCUGUUCCUCCAUCGGCCUCAAACCCCGGCACGUAUAUACCUGCUGCUGCAAUGGGUUCCGCCGUCGCACAUCUGCUGGGCUCACCGGAGUGGGGUCCUAUCCGUCCAUCGGACCCAAACCCCGGCACAUACAUACCUACUGCGGCCGCUGCAAUGGGUCCCGCCGUUGCACCUCUGCUGGGCUCACCGGAGAAGGGUCCUCUCCGUCCUUCGGCCCCAAACCCCGGCACAUACAUACCUGCUGCUGCUGCAAUGGGUCCCGCUGUCGCACCUUUGCGGGGCUCCCUGGAGAAGGGCCCUGUUCCUCCAUCGGCCCCAAGCCCCGGCACUUACAUACCUGCUGCUGCAAUGGGCCCACCUGUUGCACCUCUUCUGGGCUCACUGAAAAAAGGUCUCAUUCCUCCGCCAGCGCCCAAUGGCGCAUACCCUUAA
Corylus avellana is the source of this 561-nucleotide messenger RNA. The record is from RefSeq and is a predicted model, not a curated record. NCBI's taxonomy places the organism in Eukaryota, Viridiplantae, Streptophyta, Magnoliopsida, Fagales, Betulaceae.